UAUUAAUUUAUCACUAAACGUGUCGAAAUUUACAGGCCAUCGUCGUCUUCCAUGGGGUCCAUUAUCGGAUAAGCAAAGUACCCGCCGAGUCAUCUUUUUUGCUACUUUCGUUUCUCACACUUUAUCCGUUAAAAAAAACUCGAUCGCAUAAACCUGUUUUCCGAAUCAUUUACCCGUGGAAAACGACGUCGUUUUUGUCACACACUUCACCAUUGUUUUAUUUAAUUACUUUGUCAAACAAUACACUCCUUGUUCAAAUCAUUCAACUUCUUGUUUUGAUCAGUGUUAACCGUCUGCAAUGGCGGAUUAUCGAGUCUGUGUGGUGCUGUUCCUACUACUGUGUGCUGUCACUGUGUGUGUUGAAUCGAAGUAUAUGAUCUACGAUACUGCUCAAGGUGUUGUGAAGGAGAAGCUUAAUGUUCAUCUGGUUGCGCAUACGCAUGAUGACGUAGGUUGGUUGAAAACUGUUGAUCAGUAUUAUGUUGGAUCCAAUAACUCCAUUCAGGGAGCCUGUGUUCAAAACGUGCUUGAUUCGACGAUUCAAGCGUUAUUGGCCGAUAAGAAUCGGAAGUUUAUUUAUGUUGAACAGGCGUUUUUCCAACGUUGGUGGAGGGAUCAGAGUGAGAAGACACAAGCGAUAGUGAAGCGCCUUGUUAGCUCGGGUCAACUCGAGAUGAUAAAUGGAGGUUGGUGUAUGCAUGAUGAGGCUGCACCGCAUUAUAUUGAUAUGAUUGAUCAAACAACGUACGGGCAUAACUUUAUAAAAGAGCAGUUUAAUGUAACGCCACGGAUUGGUUGGCAAAUAGACCCGUUUGGUCAUUCGGCUGUGCAGGCUUACCUAUUGGGGGCAGAGCUUGGAUUUGAUUCUGUUUUCUUUGGGCGAAUUGAUUACCAAGAUAGAGCUAAGCGAAAAGGGGAUAAACGUCUUGAAGUUAUCUGGCGGGGCUCCAAGAGUCUUGGUUCAUCUUCACAGAUUUUCGCUGGUGCUUUCCCCGAGAACUACGAACCUCCACCUGGUGGUUUUUACUUUGAAGUUAAUGAUGAUUCCCCGAUUGUCCAGGAUGACAUCGACCUGUUUGAUUACAAUGUUGAAGAACGAGUUAAUGAUUUUGUUGCUGCUGCCUUAUCACAGGCGAACAUUACUCGCACAAAUCAUGUAAUGUGGACGAUGGGGACCGACUUCAAAUAUCAGUAUGCAGAGUCAUGGUUUCGGAAUAUGGAUAAGUUUAUUCAUUAUGUCAAUAAAGAUGGCCGGGUCAAUGCUCUCUAUUCAACGCCAUCUAUAUACACCGAUGCUAAACAUGCUGAGACUGACUCAUGGCCUCUCAAAGAAGACGACUAUUUUCCAUAUGCAAGCGAUAUAGAUGCCUACUGGACUGGAUACUUUACUAGCAGGGCAGGUCUAAAGGGCUAUGUCAGAAUGUUGAGUGGCUAUUAUCUGGCAGCAAGACAAUUGGAAGUAAUGAAGGGAAGGAAUAAAACAGGGCCCACUACAGACUAUUUGGGUGAUGCUUUGGGGAUUGCUCAGCAUCACGAUGCUGUUAGUGGUACUUCUCAACAACAUGUGGCUAAUGAUUAUGCAAAACGGCUCUCAAUAGGUCAAAAGGAGGCUGAAGUGGUAGUUGCAGAAUCAAUAGCUUGCAUGAUAUCACCAAAACCUGGAUGUUCAAGCUCAGCAUCCAAUAUUCAUCAGUGUCCACUUCUAAACAUAAGCUAUUGCCCUUCAACCGAAGCCGAUCUUUCAUCUGGCAAAAAGUUGGUGGCUGUUAUCUACAAUCCCUUGGGGUGGAAGAGAUCUGAUGUUAUAAGACUUCCAGUUGUGAGUGAGAAUGUCGCAGUCUACGAUUCCAGUGGGAAACAAGUUGAAUCUCAGCUUCUCCCUAUAGUAAAAGAAUCUAUAUCCGUUAGAAAUUACUACGCGGCUGCAUAUACGGGUAAAACACCAAGUUCUACUCCCAAAUACUGGCUUGCGUUUACAGCGUCUGUACCGCCUUUGGGUUUUAGCACGUACGUCAUCUCUAGCACAAAUAAACCAGCUUCGAAUUUUGUAAAAGAAGCUUUUUACAAGCACACUGGCACAGGAAACGAUGAUAUAGAAAUAGGGUCUGGAAAUUUGAAGUUGAUAUAUUCCGGAAGUGACGGAAAGCUUUCUCAGUAUGUUAAUAGUAAAAGCUCCAUUGAAGCCUCUGUGAAGCAAUCAUAUAGCUAUUAUGCUGGAUUUGAUGGCACUACGGGGUUGCAGGCAUCUGGAGCAUAUGUUUUCCGUCCAAACGGUACAUAUCCUAUCGGUUCUCAGAAGCAGAAUAUAACGGUUUUGAAGGGGACAAUAUACGACGAAGUACAUCAGAAAAUAAAUCCAUGGAUUUACCAGGUCACUAGAGUGUACAAAAAUAAGGAACAUGCUGAAGUCGAAUUCACUGUGGGCCCCAUACCUAUUGAAGAUGGAGUUGGGAAAGAGAUUGUAACUCAGAUCACAACCACCAUCAAGAGCGAUAAAACAUUUUAUUCCGAUUCUAACGGUCGCGAUUUCAUUAAACGGAUUAGAGACUACAGAGCUGACUGGGAUCUUGAAGUGAAUCAACCAAUCGCAGGAAAUUAUUAUCCUAUAAAUCUUGGAAUUUACCUAAAAGACGAAAAAAGCGAACUCUCGGUUUUGGUAGAUAGAUCCGUUGGUGGAUCCAGCAUUGUUGAUGGGCAAUUGGAGUUAAUGCUCCAUAGGAGGCUGCUGUAUGAUGAUGGAAAAGGUGUUGCCGAAGCUUUAAAUGAAACAGUUUGUGUCGGUAACGAUUGUAGAGGAUUAGCUGUUCAAGGGAAAUACUAUGUUAGGAUCGACCCGCUUGGAGAGGGCGCCAAGUGGCGGCGAUCGUAUGGUCAAGAGAUCUACUCUCCGCUUCUUUUGGCCUUCACUGAGCAGGAUGGAAACAAAGGGACGAAUUUCCAGGUGUCCAAAUUUUCGGGAAUGGAUUCCACCUACAGUCUCCCUGAUAAUGUUGUAUUGCUAACACUUCAGGAGCUUGAAGAUGGAAAUGUUCUUCUCCGUUUGGCACACUUAUAUGAGAUAGGAGAGGACAAGGAUCUCUCGGUGAUAACACGUGUCGAGUUGAAGAAAUUAUUUACAAAGAGGAAGAUAACCAAAGUAUCAGAAAUGAGCUUAUCUGCUAACCAAGGAAGAGAGGAAAUGGAAAAGAAAAGGUUGGUGUGGAAAGUGGAGGGGUCAAAGAAUGAUGAACCUGCAGUCCCGAGGGGUGGACCUGUUGACCCGCAAAAGAUGGUUGUUGAACUGGCCCCGAUGGAAAUACGAACCUUUAUCGUCACUCUUGGUAAGGCAAUCUCUAGGAGAUUGGUCAGUUCGGAUAUUUCACUGCAAAGAUCUGGUUCAAGUUGAUCUAGUGGUUAGAUUGUUUACAUUUAAAUAAAACCAUGUGUUAGAGAUGUUAGGGUUUUUUCGAUCACAUAAUAAGUUGUCUUUUGAUAGAUCUGUAACGGACGUUUGAUUGUUAAGAAGUAAUAAUAAUUGACUUAAUCUUGUUUUUCUUUUCUUUUAAA
Molecule: messenger RNA, 3546 nt
Organism: Helianthus annuus (common sunflower)
Lineage: Eukaryota; Viridiplantae; Streptophyta; Magnoliopsida; Asterales; Asteraceae
Product: probable alpha-mannosidase At5g13980
Exons: 28
Coding region: 299-3385 (1028 amino acids)
Biological process (GO): mannose metabolic process
Molecular function (GO): alpha-mannosidase activity; carbohydrate binding
Source: RefSeq, a predicted model, not a curated record